Messenger RNA from Micropterus salmoides (largemouth bass), 1067 nucleotides. RefSeq names its product UDP-GlcNAc:betaGal beta-1,3-N-acetylglucosaminyltransferase-like protein 1. The coding region runs from base 348 to 1067 and encodes 239 amino acids. NCBI's taxonomy places the organism in Eukaryota, Metazoa, Chordata, Actinopteri, Centrarchiformes, Centrarchidae. The transcript has 7 exons. The record is from RefSeq and is a predicted model, not a curated record.
AAUACAUUGUUUCCGGAAGUAGUGAAGCUGUUAUCCACGCUGCAAGCUUGGGCCACACGUUUAGUUAGAAAUGUUACUUUGACCGUCACUAAAAUUGACAGAGCGCAUUGGACCCAUAGCGACGUGGACCCAUUUCAUACAAGGAACAGUUACAAAAUGAGUGCUAACCGACAUUAUUCACGACAGUAUUCACGUGUGGCCCGCGCGGGUCACCCCUCCUUACCGACACCGUCUUUCUAAAAGUCAGUCUUUAUUGUUUUCAACCAUUUCUUACGGGUAACGGCUGUUCCCUUUCCCACAUAAGCAGCGGACCCUCCGAGCAGAGGGACGGGGGCCCAGAGGCUGACAUGAACCCCCCGAAGCGGCUCCGCACCACGAUAGACUGUACCGCAGAAGACGAAGCGGAAACGGUGACAGGAGAGCGGGAGGAGGGGAGGAGGAGUGUUGUGGACGUGAGUAUUGUCAUGCCAGUGUACAAUGCAUCCUGUUGGCUGGAUGAAUGUCUGCAGGCCAUAUUACACCAAGACUUCACAGGAACCAUGGAGCUCUCCGUCUUUGACGACGCAAGCACUGAUGACUCUAGGAAAGUGGUGGAGGGUUGGAGGGAGAGGCUGGAGGGCAGGGGCGUCUCAUUAGUGAUCUCCGGUCACGUCUCUGCCCAUCCCAGAGGAGUGGGAUAUGCAAAGAAUAAGGCAACAUCUCAGAGUUGUGGACAAUACCUGUGCUUUCAGGAUGCGGAUGACGUUAUGUUGCCUCAAAGAGUUCGAUUGCAGUAUGAGUCGUCUGUCCUCCACCCAAACUCUCUGAUUGGCUGUAAAGUUCAGAGGGUUCCAGAAGGAUCUACUGAGCGUUACACUCGCUGGAUCAACACAAUCACUCCGGAUCAGCUCAUCACACAGGUGUACACGUCUCACGGACCCACAGUCAUCAUGCCAACAUGGUUCUGCUCAAGGAACUGGUUCCUGAAAGUCGGAUCGUUUGACGAGGGAGGCAAGGUGAUCCAAACUAAUCCAAAGCCUUCUCACUCUGUGUCUGUUUCUUUCUUCUUACUUUACCACUCCAAAUGA